Protopolystoma xenopodis is the source of this 1338-nucleotide messenger RNA. The record is from the annotation of a GenBank genome assembly. NCBI's taxonomy places the organism in Eukaryota, Metazoa, Platyhelminthes, Monogenea, Polystomatidea, Polystomatidae.
AUGGGCAAAUUGGCCGGUCUCGAGCAGCAGCCGGCGUCGGAGCAGCCAAUGACCGCGGCCAGUCGGUGCAGACAACUCGACCCGCCGGCCAACUGGCUCGCGGACGGUGUCGUCUGCCGGGCCGACGUCAAGCGCUCCACGAGCCGAGCCCGCAGUCGAGGUGGGCCUCGAGCUUGCGGCUGUUGCGUCCGACCGAAGGACGGCGAGGCCGAAAGACGUCGACGCCGAUUGAAGGAGAGAGCGAGACGCCGUCUACGUCGGCGUCUGCAGACCGACGCGCUCUUCAUCUACGAGACGCCCAAAGUGGUGCUGAUCAAGAACAAAAAGAUCGGAAUGGUCUUCCGCGCCGUGCAGACGUUCAUUCUGGCCUACUUCGUCGUCUGGGUGAUGUGGUGGGAGAAGGGCUACCAGUUCGUGGACGAGCCGCCCAUCAGCGGCGUGACGACUCGCGUCAACGGCCUGGCCUGGUCCGAGAUCCGCGACGGCCGUGCCGGUUUCGCGGCCGGUCCCAAGGUCUGGGACGACGGCGACUACUCGAUCCCGCCGCAGCAGAACUCCGGCUUCUUCGUCGUCACUCGAGUCGUCCAUCUGACCGAGCAGUCUGUCGGUGUGUGUGCCGAGUCGGCGCGCCUCUUCGACGCCCACUGUCUGGAGGACUCGCACUGUCCGCGCGGCGGUCAAGCCGGCAGCCGAUUGGACAGCGUGUUCGGUCGCCGACCGGCCGACGCCGACGUCGACGUCGACGCCAGCGGACACGGCGUCUUCACGGGCCGCUGUCUGACCAAUCGGCUGCCGGCGUCCACUCCGGACUCGAGCCCGGCACUGCCGGGCACCUGCGAAGUGCUCGCCUGGUGUCCUGUCGUCGAGACGUCCAGCCUGUCCAGUCGGGCCGGCCAAGCGCCGGCAGACUCGAACCCACGACCCGUGCCAGACGACACAGCCUCUCGGCGACCGGCCAAUCACAACCGUCGCCAGCGGCGUCUGGUACCGCUCGACGAGUCGGUCGAGCCGCUCUACGAUGCGCUCAACUACACGGUCUUCAUCAAACACGCCAUCGAGUUCACGGCCUAUCGCGUGAACCGGCCAAACGUGCUCAAAUGGAUGACAAACCAGUAUCUGGCCGACUGCCGCAACAACAAAGAUGACCCUCGCGACAAGUACUGUCCCAUCUUCCGGCUGGGCGACAUCAUUCGCUGGUCGGGCGCCAACACCUACCGAAUGCUGCGUCACGGCGGCGUGAUCGCCGUCACCAUCGACUGGCAAUGCGAUCUCGACUUCAGCGUCGACUGGUGCCUACCCACCUACGGCUUCCGGCAGAUGGACACCGACUCGACGCCU